CAAGGUUUGACGCACUUUCAGUAUUCAUGUGGCUCCUUCUGGUUACAUAAUAAUCAGACUGUAUGUCAACAGAGGUUAAAGAUAGCAGGACAGAAGAAAUGCUGAAACAUAACAGUUGUAUUCCACUCUGGCUUUGACCCUCAUAGUUGAGAAGAGGCAGUCAGGGUCCAGUGGUGAAGCUUUGAGGAUGGAAAUGUAAGUGGAAUCUCAUUCAGCUGCAUCCUGCAUACUGAGAAAUCAACAAUGAGCAAUUUCUGUAAGACAUCUCUGGACCUGCAGGACACAAAGAGAGUACAGGAAACAAAUGAAACACUACUGGGAGAAUCUCUUGAGACACUCCUUUCCCAGAAAUGCGGACAAAUAGCAUUUUGGGACUUUCUGAAAUCGGAGUUCUGUGAGGAAAACUUGGAUUUCUGGCUCGCCUGUCAAGAGUUCAAAACCUCUGACUGUCCGGAGGAGCGAACACUGAGAGCAACAAGUAUUUAUGAAGAGUUCAUCAAGCAGGAGUCUCCAAAACAGGUAAACUUAGAUUUCAACACAAGAGAGAUCAUCAGCCAGAGUCUCCUGCAACCAAGUCCAUCAUGUUUUGUUGUGGCACAGAGGAAAAUCUACAGCCUGAUGGAGAAUGGCUCCUUCCCACGCUUCAUUCAAUCUGAACAAUACAAAGUCCUGUUUGAUGCGACUUCUAAGCAGAGAGGCCAUGGGAAGCACAGAAAGGCCUUGGAGAUAAGGAGAACUGAUUCUAAACCAAUCAGCCUGCAGUGCGAGCUCUGUCUCUUGCACAAGGACUGACAUCAUGCAUGUUGAAAGUGUUGCACAGACACAGGCUGUUGACAGAUACCGUGCAGGCACUUCCCUUCCCUUCAAAAUGUCACCUCACAACCCACAAGACUUUAAGCUGUGCCGGUGGACCUAAUACACUGCAGGCGGUGCCACCUGGUGCACAUCACCGAGAGUUAAACUGUGGGUUUUAACCCUGUGGGGCUUCUUAAAUGUAAACCUCAAUAUUUCUGGUGCUAUAUAAGUUAAAUGCACAUGACUGCAGGACUGUUGUGAUUUUGCAUUUCAAACAAUAUUUCUGGACAUUUUAAAAUUAUUUUGCCAUGUAUGCAUUAUGAGACAUUGCAAUACUACAGACUUUAUUUUGUGGCAAA
Molecule: messenger RNA, 1154 nt
Organism: Cottoperca gobio
Lineage: Eukaryota; Metazoa; Chordata; Actinopteri; Perciformes; Bovichtidae
Product: regulator of G-protein signaling 2-like
Exons: 4
Coding region: 244-792 (182 amino acids)
Source: RefSeq, a predicted model, not a curated record